Molecule: messenger RNA, 575 nt
Organism: Cucurbita moschata (crookneck pumpkin)
Lineage: Eukaryota; Viridiplantae; Streptophyta; Magnoliopsida; Cucurbitales; Cucurbitaceae
Exons: 3
Coding region: 68-493 (141 amino acids)
Source: RefSeq, a predicted model, not a curated record
GCGUUCAUAAUCAUCUUCAUCAUCUUCACCAUGCUCCACAGUUCAGUGCUCUCUCAAUCCAUUAACAAUGUCGUCCAAUCUCAAGCCAACCUUCGCAUACACGAUUAUCUACGUCAAGGACGUCGCGAAAUCAGUCGAUUUCUACUCCAAAGCCUUCGGUUUCACCGUCCGCCGCCUCGAUCAUUCCAACAGGUGGGGAGAGCUCGAGAGCGGAGGAACUACCAUCGCAUUCACACCUCUGCACCAACACGAAACAGAGGAUCUCACCGGCGAAGUCCAAAUCCCAUCCUCCAAUCGCGAACGAAACCCUAUCGAGAUCUGUAUCGAUUAUCCCGAUGUGGAUGCGGCCUAUCAGAGGGCGGUGGAGAAUGGUGCGGCGGCGGUGAGCCAGCCGGAGGCGAAAGAGUGGAAGCAGAGAGUAGGAUAUGUACGGGACAUUGAUGGAAUGGUGGUGCGGAUAGGUAGCCAUGUGAAUCAACCAAAACAGAACUGAAUUACGCACUCUUCUUCUUCUUCUUCUUCUUCUUCAACCGAAUAACAAAUAUGAAUAAAUCUGUUAUUUCUAGCUCUGUUUA